AUGUUAAGAGCUUGGAUGGCUGACACAGGCAGUAAGCGUUGGUCUGUUGGAUUGAAUUUUGUACAGUGGCAAAAAAAUAGUUCACACCAUCGAACAAUCGGCCGGUCUCCAUACAAAGCGCUGUUUGGAUGCGAUCCCAAGCUUGGACUUUCUACUUCUAACAUCCCACAGUCAUUGACGCAGAAUUUACGAAGUGAGGAAGAUGUGCAAAACUUAGUCAUCGACGAUAAUAAUAAUCUUGAUGAUGUUAACAAUCACGACAAUAACAGCAGAAGUGAUAAUAACAAUACUGCUACUAUGACCACUUCUACUACCUACGAACAUGAAUGUCGUGAAUGUGGUAGUGUUUUUGAUUCAAGAUACUCAGUAAACUGUGAUGUAUGUAAUUUGUGCCAUAAAGAGACUUCUAUUCAACAACAGAGAGCUGAUUCUAAGAUUAGAAUGGUCGCAGCAGCAGAAAAAAUGCUUUCCUCUACUAAAAGAAAGCUCCCUAAGUAUAAAAUUGGUGAUUGCGUACUCCUUUCAGUACCAAAAGUCGAUCGUGGCCCCAGUGAUCCUCAGAAUAUAGUAUGUGUCAUCACGGAUCAAAAAGAAGAAGUUAAUCAGCCAGAUCGUGUAACUGAUUGA
Microplitis mediator is the source of this 627-nucleotide messenger RNA. RefSeq lists its product as uncharacterized. The record is from RefSeq and is a predicted model, not a curated record. Lineage: Eukaryota; Metazoa; Arthropoda; Insecta; Hymenoptera; Braconidae. Gene Ontology annotation, molecular function: nucleic acid binding. The coding region runs from base 1 to 627 and encodes 208 amino acids. The transcript is spliced from 2 exons.